GCGGGGUUAAUGAAAACCGAAUAUCCAGCGAAUAUCGAACCUUUAGCUAACUUUUACCCGCUGUUGAAGCUCUACUUCCGCUUCCGGUGUAAACAGUCGAAGGUCCGGCGCGGCAUGGCGGGAUCUGAACCAUUAGAACCAUUAGGACUGAGCAGAGAUCUGAAGGGUUCUGAACCAUUAGGAUCGUGCAGAGACCUUAUGGGUUCUGAACCAUUAGGACCGAGCAGAGGUCUGACGGAGGAGCGGAGGUUCUUCUGCACGGCGGGCGGCGGGCUGGAGGAGGUUCUGGUCCGGGAGCUGAGGACCCGACUGGGGGCUGAAGAGGUGUGUCACGUCUCCGGUAAAGUCCUGUUCCGGACCUCCGCGGGGAUGGACGCGCUGCGGCGGCUGAAGUCUGCAGAGAGGCUGUUCCUGUUGGUGUCACGAGACGGCCCGGUCGCCCUGCCGGCCCACACCUGCCCAGUUAAGGCGGCUUCCCUCCUCCAGUCCAGGCUGCUGGGUGAUGGGCGUCAGUGGGGCGAUGCUGCGCUGACCUGGAGCCGCCUGCAGGGGGAGACAGAGCGCAGUGGCUCAGACGGCCUGCAAGGGGCGACAGAGCGCCGUGGCUCAGACGGCCUGCUGGGGGAGAUAGAGCGCCUUGGCUCAGACGGCCUGCAGGGGGAGAUAGAGCGUUGUGACUCAGACGUCCUGCGGGGAGCCGGACCCCAGAGGAAGACAGGUGGCAGGGAGGAGGAGAGAGGGAGGAGAACACAGCAGGGAGAGGAGGGGAGUGCAGAUGGAAGAAGGAGUGAGAGACAAGCGGAGGGGGAGGAGGAGGAGGAAAGCAGUGAUGGAGUGAAUGCAGAACAUAAGCGUGGAGAGAAGAGAAAGAAAGGUGGCGGAAGAGAGGUUGGAGGAGGAGGAGAGGAAGACAGAAAGAUAAUGAGACAGAAGGAGCAUCUCUCUUCCCCCUUCCAUUCAGAGGCGCUCUCCUUCAGGGUCAACUGUAAGCUCUCAGGACCCCUGAGUCGCUGUCUCAACUCCCAGGAGGCGAGCCGUGUGAUUGGCUCAGGGCUGAGCAGACUGCUGGGCUGGAGGGUGGAGCUGAGGAGCCCCCAGCUGGAGGUGAGCAUGUACCUGAGUGGGGACCACAGCAUCCUCGGGAUUCCCCUCACCAGACUGCCCCUAGCCAGCAGGAGCUACAUGAGGACCACAGGGCUCCGGUCCACCGUGGCCUGGACCCUCGGCUCGCUGGCCGGCAUACAACCAGGCUGGUGUGUGCUGGACCCGAUGUGCGGCGUAGGAACCAUAUUACUGGAGGCUGCACAGGAUCACAAGGAUGUCCAUUUCCUGGGUGUGGACAUUGAUGACGGACAGUUGCAGAGGGCCAAUGAGAAUGUAGCGUUUGCUGACCUGAGGGAGAGGAUUCACCUGAUGAAGGCCUCCUGCUCUGGCCUCCCUGUGUGUAGCAGCAGUGUGGACGCGGUGGUGUGCGACUUACCGUUCGGCAGAAAGUUCAACACAAAGACCAACAUGGCCGACAGUCUGCUCUGCAUCGUCUCAGAGAUGGAGAGGGUUCUGCGUCCUGGUGGUUCUCUGGUUCUCCUCCUCAGCCCUCCGAUGUCCUGUCAGCUGAAGAAGCUCCAGGCUGGGCCGCGCCCCGGGACUCAGCUCCCCCAGGCCCCCGGGACCCAGGCCCCCGAGACCCAGGCCCCCGGGACUCAGGACCCCCAGGACCCCCAGGACCCCGGGCUCCAGGCUGGGCCUCUCUCCAGCCUCCGGCUCCAGGCGACCCACAGACUGAGCCUGGGCGCCAUAGACGGACUGGUCCACUCCUACGUUAAGAGGGGGGUGCUAUAGACGGACUGGUCCACUCCUACGUUAAGAGGGGGGGCACAAUAGACGGACUGGUCCACUCCUACGUUAAGAGGGGGGCGCUAUAGACAGACUAGUCCACUCCUACGUUAAGAGGGGGGCGCUAUAGAUGGACUGGUCCACUCCUACGUUAAGAGGGGGGGGGCCCGCUAUUGACGGACUGGUCCACUCCUACGUUAAGAGGGGGGGGCGCUAUAGACGGACUGGUCCACUCCUACGUUAAAGGGGAGCCCCUAUAAACGGACUGGUCCACUCCUACGUUAAGAGGGGUCCCCUAUAGAUGGACUGGUCCACUCCUACGUUAAGAGGGGGGCGCUAUAGACGGACUGAUCCACUCCUACGUUAAGGUGGAGCCUGACCCACAAGCGCUCCACAGACAACCAACAAUGUUAUCAAGUAUUUUUUAUCAAAUGUAUUUUUAUAAUGGUUUUAAUAAAAUUAUCAAUAAAAUUGUGAA
This is a messenger RNA of Gadus macrocephalus (Pacific cod), 2311 nucleotides long. It is a transcript of the gene thumpd2, whose product is annotated as THUMP domain containing 2. Lineage: Eukaryota; Metazoa; Chordata; Actinopteri; Gadiformes; Gadidae. Gene Ontology annotation, biological process: tRNA methylation. The record is from RefSeq and is a predicted model, not a curated record. The transcript has 10 exons. Gene Ontology annotation, molecular function: tRNA (guanine) methyltransferase activity; RNA binding. Bases 10 to 1839 code for a protein of 609 amino acids.